AUGUUGAUCCAGACAGCCAAGUUGGAUUUGGAGAGGCAGGUCGUCAGAGCUCUGGAGAGCAAGCAGAAGGCGUCCAGACAAGCUAGGUUGCUCCUGCUUGACCGCCAAGCGGAUGACAUGCGUGCUGAGCUUGCAGCGCUGCGAGAGGGGCGCCAGAGGAGGAUCGUGCCGAGGAUCUCGGCUGUUGAGAAGGCACAGCAGCUGAGUCUGCAGAAGCGGAGGAAGUGUGCCUGUCUGGUGGCAGAGUCAGUGGCAGACAAGACCCUUGUCGGAUGCGCAUUCACAUCUCUUGUGGCGCCCGAAGCGCUGCUGCCGCCUCCCUGGCCGACCACCAAGCCACUGCGCUUCUACAUGAGCAAUCUGGGCGUGCUGCAGAGCCACCGCAGGCGCGGCGUGGCUCUGGCUCUGCUCAAAGCCUGCGAGACUCUGGGUGGGGGGAGGAGAGUGUUUGGCUGCACACUGAAGCAGACAAUGCUGGCGCUAAUGCCCUCUACCAGGCAGCAGAGUGCUCAUAAGGGUGCUGAGGUGGCCCUGGAUGACCUCCAAAUAGAGGGUGCUGUCCGGGACAGAGACAAAGUCUUUGUUUGGGACGCUGUCACGAUGAAGUCAAAGGAGGAUCAGUAG
Coccomyxa subellipsoidea C-169 is the source of this 624-nucleotide messenger RNA. RefSeq lists its product as hypothetical. Bases 1 to 624 code for a protein of 207 amino acids. Gene Ontology annotation, molecular function: acyltransferase activity, transferring groups other than amino-acyl groups. The transcript has 5 exons. NCBI's taxonomy places the organism in Eukaryota, Viridiplantae, Chlorophyta, Trebouxiophyceae, Coccomyxaceae. The record is from RefSeq and is a predicted model, not a curated record.